Molecule: messenger RNA, 3852 nt
Organism: Cuscuta epithymum
Lineage: Eukaryota; Viridiplantae; Streptophyta; Magnoliopsida; Solanales; Convolvulaceae
Source: the annotation of a GenBank genome assembly
AAGCCGGCCCCAUGAUGAUCAGACUAUGUCUGCUGAGGGCCACCCCCGUGCUGAAGAGACUACCCGUGAUUCGCCAAGCGUAGCCACAACACAAGACGCUGACGAUGAGGGCUCUGGGAGCAAGGCUGAGGAAGACAACGAUGAUGAUGAUGAGGAUGAUAACAAUGCCAAUGCAAAGGGCAAGAAAGUCGAGAAAGCCCGCGCUAAGAAAGGACGACUCGUUAUCAGGCUUUCUCGGGCUACAACACAAGAGCAGUCUCACCAAAUCAAGGACACUCAAGGAAAUAUCAUCAGUGAGACUCGCUCCAAGGUGCGUCAUGACCUUGCCUCAUCAUCUACUCCUGUGCAAAGAGUGCAAACCGCAAGCAACCUGGCAGAAGAGUUAGCUUUGUAUGACAGCUGCUCUGACCUAGACACAAUAAACCGGGCUAACCCCAUAGGUGCAGAAACUGAUAUUUUCAGUUUCCGAGUAGAAGACGCAGCAUCUAGCCCAACUGCGCAUGCACAAGCCUCACCAAGCCACUCUGCUGCCUCCCAACAGGUAGUAGUUUCACAUAUAGGGGAUAUUAUACCCACCUCGCUGUCUCCCUACGAAGCAGCUGAGGAUUUACUUUGUGGUCUUCCGCCCCAGACCACUACCCCUCCUUCUAGCACAUUGAGUCUAGUUUCCACCAUCCCAACUUUUUCAACAUUUUCUAGGACACAUACACUUUUCACACCACUGCACACGACAGGUGCACUCUACUUGUCCUCAACGAUCGGAGAUACGUCAAUGAUGAUCGGAAGUCCUGCUGCUCAACAGAUAUCUCCAUCAUUAUCUGCAGGCCACACAUCGGUAAUCUUUACUGAUGCUGUGACAACGGUUACUACCCCUGUAACCGGACACCCUGACCCUACCGACCUUUCUGUAACACCCCGGCCCCGCAGGACCCGAGGUAGUUACUCCGGACCAAUAGUACUGUCCUCACAAACCGCCACUAGCCUUUUACGCGCACUUUGUCCUCACUCGUGCGCGCCCUGAGAAACUUCCCAGGGGGUCACCCAUCCCAAGACUACUCCCGUGCAAGCACGCUUAACUUUGGAGUUCUUGGCUAAUGAGCUCCCUUAAAAGGAGAUGCACCUUGUUGGUAUGAGUAGUACUAUUAAUCCUCUUAAAUUAAUCUCGAGUAUUACAAUCACCCCCACUUAGGAUCGCAACGUCCUCGUUGCGCCCUUAAACAAAUCUCAAUCACACCCCAGAAUCUUUCCCCUUGCUAAGUGCCCGCCCGAUAUCCAACGGAUCAACACACUGUCGCAGGGUUUCUCUGAUACCACCUGUAACACCCCGGCCCCGCAGGACCCGAGGUAGUUACUCCGGACCAAUAGUACUGUCCUCACAAACCGCCACUAGCCUUUUACGCGCACUUUGUCCUCACUCGUGCGCGCCCUGAGAAACUUCCCAGGGGGUCACCCAUCCCAAGACUACUCCCGUGCAAGCACGCUUAACUUUGGAGUUCUUGGCUAAUGAGCUCCCUUAAAAGGAGAUGCACCUUGUUGGUAUGAGUAGUACUAUUAAUCCUCUUAAAUUAAUCUCGAGUAUUACAUUUCUGUCAUUUUGCAACGUUUCAUGGAUUCCACCAUUAAACCAUGGGUGCACGAAGCAAUAACCGCUCGGGCACAGGAAUUCAGGAACACCCCGGCGUUGCUAAAUGACAUCAUCCAACCCCAACCAACCUCCUCACAUACCCAACAAACCCAACCACUUCCUAUCAUACCUACCCAACAAACCUCUGAACCAUCCACAACCCUACCCCACUCACCUACUGCUUCAAGGGGAACCCAGGAUACAGAACUAGUGUCCUCCCCUACUUCGACCACACCUUUUCCUGACCCUAAAACUUUACCGUUCGAGGUACUCGAAACCCUUAUGCUACCGAAGAAGGCAACCUAACCCAGAAACAAAAAGACCUUCUUCGGAUCCUUAAGCCUGACAGCUCAUGCCGUGAUAGUCUCCUUGGUCGCAAACGUUCGCAUGAGGACCCCGAUGACUCGGAUCCUCAUGAGGGGGAGAACAAGAGACAAAGGAUACUUGAGCGUGAUGCGUCAACAAGCCAACCCUCUACGCAAUCCAACCAACCUGAAUCCUCGAACAAUCAGCCCCCAUCAUCCACUCAACAUAAAAGCCAAACAGCCAACUCACCCACAUCUAGCCCGGUCGAGCUAGAAACAACACUCCUAGGCUCAUCUUUCAUAGAUGUAGACCAAGGAUGGAGUGGAAGUCCUGAGGUUGCUACUUCAAGUACACCUUUUUAUUCAGGCCAUCAGAAAGAACCUAGUUCUAAUCUGAUGAUAACGGGUAAUCCAAGUGAUCCCGGUGUUACCAUUGACAGAGCGCCACAACAACAGCAGACUCCCUCUAGCCAACCUGAUGAUCGAAUGCAUGACGAACUCGAAGAAAUUCUUGUUCACAACAAAUGGUCUCGGCUAUGGACGAAUGUGGAUGAAAUACAGCGAAGAGCCUAUCUCAGAGAGCUCCUAGCUAAAUGUGCUGCUGAUGUAAUACUGCUUAAUGAUGAUGAACUUAAGGAAGGAGAAAACUAUCAGGAACCUCCCAAGGAGCUGGAAUCCAUCAUCAGACAAACAGCGGCUCGAAUGCCGAGGAGUGAAAAGCCUUGGGAGAAUAUUAACAUCAAUGCUCCUUUCCAAGAGGAAAUCAGAAAGCGUAUAUGGCGGAAAGAUGACGAAGUCAAGGAAUUGGACGAAUUGAAAAUCUGUGGACUCAAUCAUCUGAGAGGAAAGAACAAGAGUGGUCAAUUGUUUCUGCUUAGUCAUCAUUACAUGGGGAAACAGAGAGAAGUAUGGCAACAUGAACUGCAAAACGCGAAAGACCCAGUAUGGAGUAUACUAAAUGUAGCCGAAAUAAAUUAUCAAGACAUCCCACUCUCUGUUUACCGCCUGCAACGCUCCGACGGGACGGAAUUUACCUGCAAGGAAAAUGACCUUUAUAUGUUAAAGAUGGAUGACAUCUAUCAUAUGUAUCUAGCCUUCCAGGAAAUUCCAGUCACCUGGGACAAAUCUACACAAGAGGGAUUCAAGGCACUCAAGCGCUUCAUGAUCAGACAAGCCAAAUUCUUUGCUUCCCAUGAUCUUCAGAUGGCCCUAGAAACAAAUCUGCCAAAGACAAACCUCUCAAGACCAAAGCUUUACGGGCCAGAACUUGAGAACUAUCCUGCCUAUUACAUCUUCGAUCGCCCGUUAGCUAUCAUCUAUCUUAACCAUAAAGGUGAGAGGCGCUUGUUGGUGGCAGAAGAAGUCAACAAGUAUUGUGAUGGAACACUGAAGAUCAUUAAGGAAAAACUGCAACCUAUCAGAAAAGAAUUUGAAGAAAAACAACAGAAGUAUGCAGAUGCCACAGACGAUGAACUAACAGAAGCAACCAGAAUUGACAAAGUGUUGAAAGCCAUCGAGAAACAACUUGACAGAAGAAGAUCUCUCAGAAAUUACGAGCAUGCACUAAAUCUCAGAAAGCAUUAUUUUAAAGCUCAGAAGUGAAGAAAAGAAGAAGCAAGAACAUCUGAUCACAAAGGGGGAGAUUGUUAGAGAUAUUUUCAUUAUAUUGUGAUCAAUGUUUCUUAGCUCUUUAUAUUUAGCAUCUUAAUUUAAUAGAUUAGCUAGAAUAAUGAAUAGGCCUUUUAAGACAAUUAUGUAAUAAAGGUUUUAUACCUUUUUAGGUAUGGGCCUCCUAGGAAAAGGAGCCCAAAUGAUUGUAAAACCUACCUUUCCCGUCAGGCUAUAUAUAUGCCUUAAGGGAAAGGCUAGGUUAAGCUUUUAAAAACAUUCCUAGUGCCGCAGUGCCUAAAUCGGUGAUAGAAG